Anguilla rostrata (American eel) is the source of this 11243-nucleotide messenger RNA. RefSeq names its product ankyrin-1-like. Bases 547 to 6270 code for a protein of 1907 amino acids. Gene Ontology annotation, molecular function: protein binding. The record is from RefSeq and is a predicted model, not a curated record. Gene Ontology annotation, cellular component: cytoplasm. The transcript has 43 exons. Gene Ontology annotation, biological process: signal transduction. NCBI's taxonomy places the organism in Eukaryota, Metazoa, Chordata, Actinopteri, Anguilliformes, Anguillidae.
GUGUCAGGCCUCGGUCAAACACUUUAUCUGAGAUAAUUGUGCCUUCACUUGAUCUCUGGUUGUGGUCAGUAACACGUUUUCUGCUUAGGAAUCUCCAGGAGCCUUUUAAAAUUUGAUGAUUAUACGGAGCAUAAUAAUUUCAAAUACAUACUACAAUUUGAAUUCAAGUUUAUGCAGCUAUAUGCUUAUCGCUUGCUGUUAAAUGCAUCUUCUCUCAAUAAUUUUGUAUAAAAGCAUCUGCUACAUUCUGAAUUGUACAUAUGUGGCAGUGCAUGACAGAGUGGGUGAAGGAGAGAACUAACUGGAAGCCGCUAGCCCAUGCUAACCGCUAGCCUAUGAAAAGGGGGAGAGGGAGAGCACUAAGGGCAGGGCUAGCCCAUGAAAAGGGGGGAGGAGAUGCUAGCCGCAGGGCUAGCCCUUGCGCAGCGGUGUCUGUGUGAUCAGUGUGUCAGGGAGUGGUCCAGUGUGAGGUCUGCUCUGUGCUGUCUCCUCCCCUAGAAUGGACUCAACGGCCUGCACCUGGCCUCCAAGGAGGGCCACGUCAAAAUGGUGCUUGAGCUGCUGCACAACGGCAUCGUCCUGGAAACCACCACCAAGAAAGGAAACACGGCCCUACACAUCGCCUCGCUGGCCGGCCAGGAGCAGGUGGUCACCGAGCUGGUCAACUACGGCGCCAACGUCAACGCCCAGUCACAGAAGGGCUUCACUCCUCUCUACAUGGCCGCACAAGAGAAUCACCUGGAGGUGGUUAAGUUCCUGCUGGAGAAUGGAGCCAAUCAGAGCAUUCCAACAGAGGAUGGUUUCAGCCCCCUGGCCGUGGCCCUGCAGCAGGGCCAUGAGAACGUGGUGGCGCUGCUCAUAAACUACGGCACCAAAGGGAAGGUGCGGCUGCCCGCCCUCCACAUCGCGGCGCGUAAUGAUGACACGCGCACCGCCGCCGUCCUGCUGCAGAACGACCCCAACCCAGACGUCCUGAGCAAGACGGGGUUCACCCCCCUCCACAUCGCUGCGCAUUAUGAGAACCUGAACGUGGCUCAGCUACUGCUCAACAGGGGCGCCAACGUCAACUUCACCCCCAAGAAUGGCAUCACGCCCUUACACAUAGCGUCGCGGAGGGGCAACGUGAUCAUGGUACGGCUGCUGCUGGACAGAGGGGCACAGAUAGACGCCAAAACUAAGGACGAGCUCACGCCCUUGCAUUGUGCUGCCAGAAACGGACACGUGCGCAUCAUCGAGAUCCUGCUGGACCACGGUGCCCCCAUCCAGGCCAAAACCAAAAACGGCCUGUCUCCGAUCCACAUGGCCGCGCAGGGGGAUCACCUGGACUGCGUUCGGCAGCUCCUGCAGUACAACGCUGAGAUCGAUGACAUCACGCUGGACCACCUGACCCCGCUGCACGUGGCGGCGCACUGCGGCCACCACCGCAUGGCCAAAGUGCUGCUGGACAAGGGGGCGAAGCCCAACGCCCGAGCGCUGAACGGGUUCACACCGCUGCACAUCGCCUGUAAGAAGAACCACGGCCGUGUGAUGGACCUGCUGCUCAAGCACCUGGCGUCCCUGGAGGCGGUGACCGAGUCUGGUCUUACUCCACUUCAUGUGGCUUCCUUCAUGGGACACCUCAAUAUAGUGAAGAUCCUUCUCCAGAAGGGGGCGUCGCCCAAUGCUUCCAAUGUGAAAGUGGAAACCCCGUUGCAUAUGGCGUCGCGGGCAGGCCACUGUGAGGUGGCGGAGUUCCUCCUGCAGAACACGGCGCCGGUGGACGCCAAAGCAAAGGAUGACCAGACCCCCCUGCACUGCGCUUCCCGCAUGGGCCACAAGGAGCUGGUGAAGCUGCUGCUGGAGCACAAGGCCAACCCCAACUCCACCACCACGGCCGGCCACACCCCCCUGCACAUCGCCGCCCGGGAGGGCCACGCCUCCACCAUCCGCAUCCUGCUGGACGGGGAGGCCCAGCAGACCAAAAUGACCAAGAAAGGAUUCACUCCCCUCCACGUGGCCUCCAAAUACGGCAAGGUGGACGUGGCAGAGCUGCUCCUGGAGAGAGGAGCCAACCCAAACGCCGCCGGAAAGAAUGGGCUGACCCCUCUGCAUGUGGCCGUCCACCACAACAACCUGGACGUGGUCAAACUUCUGGUCAGCAAAGGGGGGUCCCCACACAGUGCGGCCCGAAACGGCUACACCCCCCUGCACAUCGCGUCCAAGCAGAACCAGGUGGAGGUGGCCAGCACCCUGCUCCAGUACGGGGCGUCGGCCAACGCAGAGUCCCUGCAGGGGGUCACGCCCCUGCACCUGGCCUCCCAGGAGGGCCGCCCCGACAUGGUCUCCCUGCUCAUCUCCAAACAGGCCAACGUCAACCUGGGCAACAAGAGUGGACUUACCCCUCUGCACCUGGUGGCUCAGGAGGGUCAUGUGAGCAUCGCGGACAUCCUGGUGAAGCAGGGCGCCUCAGUCUACGCCGCGACGCGGAUGGGCUACACUCCGCUUCAUGUGGCAUGUCACUAUGGCAACAUCAAAAUGGUGAAGUUUCUCCUGCAGCAGCAAGCCAAUGUCAACAGCAAGACUAGGGUGGGGUACACGCCCCUACACCAGGCGGCUCAGCAGGGUCACACGGACAUCGUCACCCUGCUGCUGAAACAUGGAGCCCAGCCUAACGAGCUCACCACCAACGGAACCUCUGCCCUGGCCAUCGCUAAGCGGUUGGGGUACAUCUCCGUCAUCGAUGUGCUGAAGCUGGUUACCGAGGAGACCGUGUCCGUGCAGACUACUACAGAGAAGCACCGCAUGAGCUUCCCUGAGACGGUGGACGAGAUCCUGGACGUGUCGGAGGAUGAAGGACUCGCACAGCUAACGCUAGGUGAGGAGCUGCUUGGGGUGGAGGGCACCAGGUACGUGAAGAUGGAUGACCUGAAAGACCAUGAUGACGAUUUUCUGUCGCCCAAGAAAUCGUUGGACUAUGAGAGCGGGCUGGGCACAGCCAACUACUCUCCUGCUAUCCCCAGGAUUCCCUGCGUCUCCCCGGAAACGGUCAUUCUGAAGGAGCAUGUGAUGGAGCAGCAGCACACCCCCGUCCCUCUUCCGAAGGAGUACGACGAGGACUCCCUCAUCCCCAGCAGCCCGGCCACCGAGACGUCGGACAACGUCAGUCCCGUCGCCAGCCCUGUUCACACUGGGUUCCUGGUUAGCUUCAUGGUGGACGCCCGGGGCGGGUCGAUGCGGGGGAGCAGACACAACGGCCUUCGAGUCAUCAUCCCGCCCCGCACCUGCGCCGCCCCCACCCGCAUCACCUGCCGCCUGGUCAAGCCGCAGAAGCUCACGACCCCGCCCCCGCUGGUGGAGGGGGAGGGGCUUGCCAGCCGCAUCAUCUCCCUGGGGCCCGCCAGCAUGCAGUUCCUCGGGCCCGUGAUUGUGGAGAUCCCCCACUUCGCUGCGCUGGGCCGGGGGGAUCGGGAGCUGGUGGUUCUGCGCAGCGAGAACGGAUCCGUCUGGAAGGAGCACCGUAAUCGCUACGGCGACGACGUUCUGGAGACCAUCCUCAACGGCAUGGAUGAAGACCUGGAGUGCCAGGAGGAGCUGGGGAAGAAGCGCAUCCGUCGCAUCAUCUCCACCGACUUCCCCCUCUACUUCGCCGUGGUGUCGCGCGUCCAGCAGGAGAGCGAUCUGAUUGGCCCGGAGGGCGGUCAGCUGACCAGCAAGCUGGUGCCCUUGGUCCAGGCGACUUUCCCAGAGACGGCGGUGACCAAGAGAGUCCGUCUGGGACUGCAGGCCCAGCCGGUUCCUGACGAGCUGGUGACCAAGUUGCUGGGUAACCAGGCCACCUUCAGCCCGGUUGUGACGGUGGAGCCGCGGAGGAGGAAGUUCCACAGGCCCAUCGGCCUCCGCAUCCCCCUGCCCCCCUCCUGGAGGGAGAGCCCAAGGGAUUCUGGGGAGGGAGACACCACCAGCCUGCGCCUGCUCUGCAGCGUCAUUGGUGGUACAGCCCCAGCCCAGUGGGAAGACAUCACUGGCACCACCAAGCUGGUGUAUGCUAAUGACUGCGCUAACUUCACCACCAAUGUAUCGGCACGGUUCUGGCUGGCUGACUGUCCCAGGACGGCCGAGGCGGUGUCCUUCGCCAACCUGCUGUACCGGGAGCUGUCGGCGGUGCCGUACAUGGCCAAGUUCGUGGUGUUCGCCAAGAUGAACGAGGUGCGGGAGGGGCGGCUGCGCUGCUACUGCAUGACGGACGACAAGAUGGACAAGACGCUGGAGCAGCACGAGAACUUCACUGAGGUGGCCCGCAGCCGGGACAUCGAGGUGAUGGAGGGCAUGCCUCUGCACCUGGAGUGCUCGGGGAACCUGGUGCCCGUGCGCAAGGCUACCCAUCAGCCUCGCUGCUUCAGCUUCCAGGCCUUCAGAGACAACCGGCUGCCCGUCUCCGUCAAGGUGAGGGACAGCAGUAAAGAUCCUUCGGGAUUUUUGUCCUUCCUGCGCAAGUCCACCAAGUACGAGGACAGCCAACACGUUCUGUGCAACCUCAACAUCACCAUGCCGCCCUGCAUCAAGGUUGUGGGGAGCGAAGACCGCAGACGAACUUUGACCCCGCUGGCCCUGAGGGAGAGAUAUAGCGCCCUGAACGAGCCGGCCAUGGCGUCCAUGAGCGCCAUGGAGAGGACAGAGCUGAAGAUGGCGGUGAUAUCCGAACAGCUGGGCCUCAGCUGGGCAGAGCUGGCAAGGGAGCUGCAGUUCAGUGUGGAUGACAUUAAUAAGAUCCGUGUGGAGAACCCAAACUCCCUGCUGGAGCAGAGCUCCACCCUCCUGAACCUGUGGGCCACUCGGGAGGGCAAAAGGGCAAAGAUGGAGAGUCUGUAUGCAGCCCUCAGAAGCAUAGACCGGACAGACAUCGUCAACAUGCUGGAGGGUCAAGGGUCACAGCCCAUGCCUGGGAGCCGCGAGGGGGGCGGCCGUCGGCAAGGCGACCAUGUGCUCAUAACCAAUGGUCACGGGCUAGUGCAGGAGGAGCUUCUCUCCCCGGCCUCCAUGCACUACCUCCUCCCCUCCCCCCUCAGCGGGGAGCCCUACUGGCAGGAGGUCUCCAGCAUGGACUGCGCCCCCAUCGCCACCACAGAAGAAGACACGCUCAUGGAGAUGUCCGAGGUGCAGGUGUGGCCCUCGGGGGCCAGUCCGUCCCUGGUGGCCGUGGAGGACUCCUCGCUGGAGUGCAGCAACGCCGACGAUUCGGAGGGGCUCCUGGGGACCCCUUACGGGACGCUGUGUCGGCCGGAUAGCGGGGCCAGCGGCUACAGCGGAGGGGGCGGGCUCAGCGGCUCCAUGGAGCUGGUGGAGGCGGUGGAGGACCUGGCGGAAACGGGCGGAGCCAACCCCGGGGUCAACGUCAACGGGCUGGACAAGGGUCAGAGGUCGGAGGUCGAGAGGUCGGAGGCGACGGCGGCGGCAGGCGGCAGCAUGACGAGCAGAGCCGGAGAAGGAGAGGGAGGAGGAGGAGGAGAAGGAGAGGGAGGAGGAGGAGGAGGAGGAGGAGUGGAGGGGCCGGGCUCAGAGGAUGGCCUUUCUGUCGUUGCAGGACAGCAGCGAGUGUACGCCCGGCUGAGCGAGUCGCCCGGACUGAGCCGUGUCGCCGAGCGCAACGGCGACAGGUCGGGCAGCACCUCCUUCCUCUCUUACCUGCAGGACCAGUCGAACCCGGGCUGGCACUGCAGCCCGGAUUCCCCGCCGAUGUGGGCGGGGCCAAAUUCCAGGCAGUGCAUAGAAUCUGUGAUGUCAUCGGUGCGGGCCGGCGUGGGCGGGGACUCCAGCCAGUCGCGCGUCUCCCAGGAGUCCCUGCUGCAGCCGGUGCGGGACACGGGGCACUCCGAGAUCCUGAUGGGUCACUUUAGGGGGACGCAGCCCUUCGAGAAGGGGCUGGGCUUCCCCCAUCGCGCCCCCGAGCUGCGGGGGUGGGACGAGGCACGCCUCAGAGGGCAGGGCGAUGAGCUGGAGGAUCUUCCUGGAGAGCAAGUGAGCGAGGAGCAGUUCACCGACGAGCACGGAAACAUCGUCACCAAGAAGAUUGUGCGGAAGGUGGUUCGGAGGGGGAAGGGUAAUGGCUCGGAGGGGGGGCAGGAGGUGAUCGUGGAGGGCUCCCUGCAGGAGGCCGAGGAGCUGGAGGCAGAGGCUGAGCAGCUCAUGAACUACGCCAUUCUGGGCCGGGAGACCAGCAAGCCGGAUUUUGUGGACAUGAAGAAGGGUGCUCAGAUAGUGAAACGCGCCAGUCUUCGGAGAGUAAAGCAGUGAGACAGACUGACACGUCCCUUCAGGAUCUGACAUCAACUCCUAAACCAUCCCUCAUUGACACAUGACAGACGGCAGGGGACGAGGCGCGGGGCGACGGCGGACAGGAGUAAGGAAACGGAAGAACCGCAACAGCCGAGCCAACGACAAACCAACGACGACACAAACGGCGACUCGGCAACGGCGGCGGUGGUUGUCAUGACGAUUUUGAGUAGCGGCGCGUGAAAAAGGGCGCAAAAAAAAGUGACGGAGAUUUACUCAUAGUUUUCUUACCUUUUUUUAAAAACAAAAACAGACAAAAAAAAAAAAAAACCAACGACAAUAUAGGCGUAGAAGCAUGAUUUCGUAUAAAACAAAAAAACGAACUGAAAAAAGCAACAAAAAUGUGCUUCCUGUUAUCUCUCUAUCAGCAUGAGUGAAUGCUGUCGCAUGUCCUUAUCUAGCGGCUGAAGAGGUAUGAGGGGCGAGGGCGGGGUGGGGCGGGGUGUCCCAGGGCAAUAGGGUGGGUCACGGGCGUUUGGGCCGGGGUGAAUUUUAAAAGCCCUCCACCUCAAACAGGAGGGCGUAUCUAACCGAAAAAGGGGGAGCCUACAUUUGCUGAUAAUGACAAAGCAACAGCCCUUUUCACCCCAUCACAAAUCCUCGCCACCCACCACCAAACCCCCCCCCCACGCCAGCCUGCCCCAUCCCGCCCAAGUGACACAGAGAACCUCUGGCAAUUUUCGACCCAUUGAUCGCAGCGGCUCGUUCUCUCCAUCCGGAUAUCGUUAUUAUUGUACAUAAAUAUAUGCACCAAAAUGCUACGUGAAUGUGUGCGCGUGCGUGCGUGUUUAUGUUACAGAAUCUGCCCAAUGUGAUGAUGAUGAUGAUGAUGCUGCUGGCUUGAUACAUAUCUUACUCUUUCCUGGUUUCUCUUGUUUGGUUAAAUAUAUGCGUAUAUAUCCUAAGACUGCUCCACGUGGGUAUGAGGAGAAAAAAAAAAACAUUCGUCGUCAUCCUGCUUGUGAGUUUGUAUGUCCGUUUUUUUGUGUGUGAGGGUGUUUGUUUUUUUUAUUUAAUUGUUUUUUCCCCCCCCCCCAGCCCCCUCUCUCCCCACAUAUCCGCCCCCCUCCCCGUCCUUUGGGACUUUAUUGGGUUCUAAAGUGUCUCACUGUUGGUUGUGUUUUUGCAAAGACUCCCCUGACCUCUGGACAUAUAUGUUUUACAGUGAUUGCUGCUCAGAAAACGGAAAUUUUGUUCAGUCCAGUUCUGUCUUGUUCAGUGUAGUUCAGACCAGUUCAGUGUAGUUCAGACCAGUUCCCCAGUCUGCUUCAGACUGGUUCAGUCUAGGCCGGUUUCCCUCUCAACCCAACCUGUGCCGCUGUAGUACUGAACACCCCCACUUGCACAGCUAUACUUCUGAACAUCGUACCUGUAAAGUUCUUACCCUACUUUUCUCCCAAAUGCAAAGAUUUGCUGACCCACCCCCCCCCCCUCCCCCACACACCCACACACAUCUCUGCUCUCCACCAAAAUCACCUUGUCUUCCAGGGUCCGGUGACCUGAAGUUUCUCACCGUGACAUUACUUGUCUGCAGUGCUUUGUGGAGUGGCGCCCCCCUCUGGAUGGUUCACGCCAUGCACAAACACCUUUUUUUGUCCCAGUGGCUCAGUUUCCUACCGUGUCUAUCCCACCAUCUAUGCUGGUGCAAUACCGUGGAUUGCCGUAAGAGGGUGCCCUAGAGUCCUCCUGCUGGCUCUAUCGAUCACAGUCCAGUGUCUUCUCUCCACAGCAUAGCUCCUCCCUCUUUUUCACAAUACAGACAGAUCAGAUGGAGGGACGCACUGCUGUGCCUGACAGCGAUGGCUCCAGUUGAGCCAGUUUCCAGGAACGGAAGGGCCAACCUGCUUGGACCGUCUCUACAUAAGAGAGCGAGCGUCGGUCGAGGGUCAGUCCUGCAGUAGAGGUUGAGCAGAAAGGAGGAAGCGGAAAGCAAGGGUGGUUUCCUUUGUUCUUUUUGGUUGUUUUGUUCUGCAUUUUUUUUCUUUCUUUCUUUCUUUCUUUCUUAAUUCUUGCAACUCUCUUAUUUCCACUCAGGGGCGGAGCAGCAAUAGAGCCACCAAGCACUGUGAUAAUAGACCGCAACACUGAUCCCAUUAGUGUGAACCUAACCCUGUCGCAAAACCCCACCCCCGCGCCCAACCCCCGUCUCCCUCAUGCUCUCCUCCAUAAACAUUCUCUCUUUCUCUCCCUCUGUCUGCAUCCACACAUUUACACAUCCCUCCCUCCUCCUACCUUCUCCCUCGCUCCCUCCUUCCCUCCUCUGGUUGAUGUGGGGGGAGAAAACAAAUCAGAGUCCUCUGUUUCUACUACAGCAAUAAUAUUAACGCGGGGUGGUGGUGGGGGGGGGGGGGUGCGUUUGUACUUUAGCGUGCGUACAGUGUGUAUGUACAGAAGGGAAGAUGGGUUGCAGGAUUUUGGAUCUUUACUCACACACACACACACACACACAAAGGCACACACAUACGCUCUCUGAGCUUCCAAUCCUGACUCAGACCAGUCAGACAAAUCACAAAUGGCAAGACAUUCAGGCAAUGAAAGAUGACAUGUCCAGAGACCUGAAACGUGUCGAGUUCAGGAUUAAUCAUGCGGUGAACCCUCUUUUUUUCACCCUUACACAUUAGUGGGUUUUUAGAGGGGGGCCACAAUGUUAGCGACCAGCUUUUAAGAGAUUUUUUUUUGGGGGGUGGGGCAGGGGUUUGGCUCCCUACUCCAGUUUGACCUGUUUCUGCAUCCCCAGGGGGUUCACUGUGAUUGAUGUACGUGCAUUUUUCCCCUGUAGGUUUUUGUGAAGACUCUCCCGAUAUCUUCAUAUAGUAGCAUUUCCCCCUCAAGUUUGCCUCUCUUAUCAUUGAUAUUGAGGAGGAGGAGAACUCCAAACCCAAUAUCUCAAGUAGCCAGAGUUUUAUGUGUCUGGUUUACCAGUCUGCACACACACACACACACACACACAUAAACACACUUGUGUGUUCUCACCAAAAAAGGAAUGUACUAUGCUUAUGAAAAGUGCUAAAUCUCAGAUUCAGAUGAGUAGCCAUCUCCUUACCAUUUUUAUUUUUUUACGCCUUAACAUACAUAUUUGAAAAAAAAACGUGUCAGAUUGAGGACUGUUCACUACCUCUGUACAAGCAGGCUGAGUCUUGCAAGCAGAGCGCAGUUGGGUUUGUUUGCAUGUAGGUGUGUGCGCAUGUGUAUAUAUGUUGGACAUAUAUAGCCCCCUUGUGGCUGCCUGGAGUAGUGCAUCUGGAACAGAGGCCAUCAGACACAGGCAGGUACAGGUGUGGGGCGAAGGCUGACAGCAGAAGCAUUGUACCCUCCUGUCCCAAAGAAAAGGCACAUUAAAGUGAUGGUUUAGAGCCAGAUCCUCAAAACUGUACAUCAUAAAAUAUUACGCAUACACAGGUGUGCCGCAGCAGUGCUGGUCAUGUUGUCAGAGACCAGUAUUGAUAUGGUGAACACAUGAAGUGAAGAUAUAAAAAAAAACACCUGCAGCUAAACCAUCUGACAAAUAUAAGCACAUAAGGAUAGUCUUUCUUAUCUGUAUUCAUCAGAGCCCUUUAAUGCUUAUAGGUUUGCUUGUUUUGUGUUUUUGCCUGAAGCAGAAUGUGCCUGGUUCCUUACCUGUGUAUGUCUGCAAACAGUGUUUGUGUCUUUCCAGUGGAUCAGUUUUUUAGUAGCUUGUAUGUUCUCCCAGGGCUCUGAAACUGUGUUGGUAUAGCCGCAGUGAAUUUUGUGUAUCGUACAACCACGCAUACCAUGUCAGGCUGAUAUCAUGUGGAUGUCAGUUCUUUUUUGACCUACGUGUCGCUCAGGUUUUUAGCUACUGUGGGGAUUUUGACAGUCAUCCUUUUCACCACCCACCCCCCCACCCCCCAAACUUGAUGAUGUCACAAAAAUUUAGAGAACAUAGGAGGGGGGGGGGGAUUGGGUUUGGAGGGGACGUAGUGUCAAAAUGCCAACAUAACCAAAUGUAUUAUGUAAGAUGAAAAACAAAGGUGACAAAUGACAAUGAUGGCUGUGAUGUAGCUUUUCAGUGGUUGGGCUGGGUAUUUUUUCUUUCUGUUUCUUUGUUUUUUUUUUCAUAUGAGGGUCACUUCCUUUUCAAUGGGAUUUUCAUUUUCAUGUUUUCAGUUUGCAAAACAAAACAAAAAAAACUGAAGGGACAUCAAGUCCUUUCUCUACUUGGGGACAGGAGGGAGAAGGGCUGUGAGGGUUGACUGAAUGAGCCUUCCUGGUGCGUGGCCUUCGUCUCAAAUCUCCCCUAAACUCUUGAGACAUUGAGCCGGUCCAGUGGGCCUCACACAGUGACAGGCGUAGAGGAAGAGUCCAUCUGAGGGAGGGGGGGGGGGGGGGGGGGAGAGUAGUUUAGGGGAUCAUCCAGAUUUUUUGGAUGAAGAAAAAAAAAAACAAAUAAACAAUGAAAGAACCUUGAAGUGAUGAUAAUAUUAUAAACAAGUUCAUGCAAAAAUAUUAACUUGCAAAAACUAGAGUUUACUUAUACUCCUUUAGAAUGGAUUGAUGACAUUAUUAACGCAAUAGCAUUAUACUCAGUACUAAGGAAUGCAACUGCGCACAUGCACAGAAAAAUGUUUUUAAUAUAAAUAUAUAUAAAUAUAUGAAAACUAUAUAUUUCAUUAGAAUGCUAUGCACCGUUACUUGCUAUCUGGGACUAGAGUUAUGUUAUGGGUGUACUUUUAGCAUCUUAGCUACCAAGAGACUAUUGAAUUAUGGGAAAUGUCUGCAUCCUGUGAAAUACAGAGGGCUUGUAGGCAUUUUAACUUGUUUUAUUUUCUUUUUUAUUGUUAUGGAGAGGGAAAAAGGAAAAUAUAUACAAGCCUUUCAGUCAGAUUCAAUCUGACAUGAAGAUAUGUGUAGAUAAUUUACCCUGUACACCAGCUCAAAUCAUUUACAGAAAUUAAUAAAGAAAAUUAAAUAUU